Messenger RNA from Mus musculus (house mouse), 11407 nucleotides. It is a transcript of the gene Lrguk, whose product is annotated as leucine-rich repeats and guanylate kinase domain containing. The record is from RefSeq and is marked validated. Bases 29 to 4051 code for a protein of 1340 amino acids. The transcript is spliced from 16 exons. Lineage: Eukaryota; Metazoa; Chordata; Mammalia; Rodentia; Muridae. Gene Ontology annotation, cellular component: acrosomal vesicle; cytoskeleton.
AGUCUCCUAGGCAACGCGUAUAAACAAGAUGGCGGCCUUCGAGCGAAAUCCCUCGAGAUGGAAAGGCACCCGUUUCAGGCGGGGUUUGGGCGCCUCUCGCAUUGCAGCCCAGGCGAUACUGUCGCUCACAGAAAAACAAAGUCAGGGCCGUUGGCCUUCUUUCCCCCUGGGUCUGAAGUCAAAAGGGACUUUCAGAAGCGCCUCCUCUUACCUCCUCCACCAGCUCAUCCACCGCUCUCAUGAGGCAGAAGCGGAGCAAGAAGAGAAGCAACAGGAGGACGGAGAAUCUGAAGAGUCAGAGGAGUCCGAAAUGCAGAAUUUGGAGGACAAGUAUGACGGGAUCCUGAGAGAGGAGACCGUGGCUGAGGCAAUCACUGGAUUGGGGUGGUCAGGCCGUGGCACGGAGCAGGUUUACCUCAACCUGAAUCUAUCGCACUGUGAGUUGGUCGACAUCAGCAUUCUGUGUGGCUAUGUCCACCUGCAGAAGUUGAAUCUUUCGGGAAACAGAAUCGAAGAUUUGUCUUGUGUGAGCUGCAUGCCGUAUCUUCUAGAACUAAAUGCUUCUCAGAACAAGCUGACUACCUUCUUCAAUUUCAAACCACCCCAAAAUCUCAAGAAGGUGGAUUUUUCCUCCAACCUGAUUUCCGAGAUGUAUGACCUGUCAGCGUACCAUACUCUCACUCAACUAAUUUUGGACAACAACGAGAUAGAAGAAAUCACUGGGCUAGAGAACUGCAUCAGCCUGACCCACCUUAGUCUGGCUGGCAACAAGAUCACUACCAUCAAAGGCUUAGGGACAUUACCCAUCAAAGUGCUUUCUUUGAGUAACAACAUGAUUGAGACCAUCACAGGUCUGGAGGAGCUGAAAGCCUUGCAGAACCUGGACCUGUCCCACAAUCAGAUCAGCAGCCUCCAGGGCUUGGAGAACCAUGACCUCCUGGAAGUGAUUAACCUGGAGGAUAACAAGAUUAAGGAGCUGAGUGAAAUAGAAUACAUUGAAAAUCUUCCUAUCCUUCGAGUUCUCAAUCUACUAAGGAAUCCAAUUCAGACCAAGCCCGAGUACUGGUUCUUCGUGAUAUAUAUGCUGCUGCGACUGACAGAGUUAGACCAGCAGAAGAUUAAGGUAGAAGAAAAGGUUUUUGCAGUGAAUAAGUAUGACCCUCCCCCUGAGGUGGUCGCUGUCCAAGAUCACAUGACCCAUGUUGUCAACAGCAUGUCGCAGCCACAGAGGAUCUGGGACAGCACCCUGCCGAGUCUGGAUGCCCCGUAUCCCAUGCUCAUACUAACUGGGCCUGCAGCUUGCGGGAAACGAGAACUCGCCCACCGCCUCUGCAGACAGUUUAGUACUUACUUCAGAUAUGGGGCCUGUCACACCACGAGACCGCCUUACUUUGGUGAAGGAGAUCGAGUUGAUUAUCAUUUCAUUUCCCAAGAAGUUUUUGACGAAAUGCUGAACAUGGGGAAAUUUAUUUUAACAUUUAAUUAUGGCAAUCACAAUUAUGGAUUAAAUAGGGACACGAUAGAAGGUAUUGCAAGAGAUGGAUUAGCAAGCUGCAUUCAUAUGGAAUUAGAAGGUGUAAGAAGUUUGAAAUAUUCUUAUUUUGAGCCUCGAUAUAUCUUGGUGGUGCCUAUGGACAAGGAAAAAUAUGAGGGAUACUUGCGGAGAAAGGGAUUGUUCAGUCGCGCAGAAAUCGAAAUUGCCGUCUCCAGGGUGGACCUUUAUGUUAAAGUUAAUCAGAAAUACCCAGGAUAUUUUGAUGCAGUAAUCAAUGCAGAUGACAUGGACAUUGCCUACCAAAAGCUCAGCGAGCUCAUUAGAGAAUACCUGGGGUUGACUGAGACAGCUGCUAAGACCUUGGCUCCAACUGCAGGAGCUCCCUCUAGCAAGAAGACCGCCUCUGGGGUCCCCGCACACCUGGUCCCCUCCCCCAGGCGCUUGGCAAGACUACAAGCCGAUGGCCAGAAAACGGAGGCUUUCCUGGAAGUGCAGACUCAAGCAGUGGUCCCUGAAAAUCAGGACCCCACUCUCCCACAGAGCCAGGAGUUAACUGAGGAGGGCGAACCCCCUGAGAAGGAGACUAAUGUACCUCAGCAGGUCAGUUCUUCAGCACUUGGUAUUCCUCAGCAGGCCCAGGACUUACCACCAAAGGUGAAGGAAGAGGAUGGCCAGCCAGCCAACCUUCCUCCAAAAAUAACCACCGAGAUGGAUGGCCCAGAAGAUGAGCCUGGACCGCCCGUGCCAAAAGCAGACCAGUCUUCCACUCUUGCGUCUCAAGAGCCGCCCCAGCAGCCUGCUCCUGCUCCCACACUCAGCCCUCAGCCUGCUCCUGCUCCCACACUCAGCCCUCAGCCUGCUCCUGCUCCCACACUCAGCCCUCAGCCUGCUCCUGCUCCCACGCUCAGCCCUCAGCCAGACCAGGAUAAGGAAUCCGGAGAGACCAAAGUAGCCCCUAGCAACCCAGCCCUAUCUGAACCUGCACAGGGAGCUGACUUAGCUUCCCUCAGUCCUCAGAGAGUGCAGGAUGAAGGAACUGAGUCAGCCAACCCUGCACCCAGGAGUUCCACGCACACUCUUCCAGAAGAUCCUUCCCACACUGAGGUAGAGAAGCCUACUGGGGGAUCUCAACGACCUCUGAAGGAGGAAACCCCCAAAGCAGAAGUUAUGCGGGCCGGUACUCCUUACCCAGAAAUUCCACCUCCCCAAGACUCAACCACAAAAGUCAGGGAACAGCCAGGAGCCUUGCUUCCUAGAAGCAGGCUGGCUCCUACCAGAUUGCCACAGCCCCAGACCUUGGCUCCUCUCCAGAGCCGGAGACCCACACCCAAGCUUCUCUCUCCCAGCAGGGAAGAGGCUUUGGGGACAAGCUCAGAUCAGACCCCGAAUCCCUCUCCCAGAUCUUUUCCAGCUCAGGAUGGAGACCCCAGUAAGCUUCCUCCCAUCAGCCCUUCCCAAUCCAAACCACCCCGAAACUCGAGCCCCCCUACAGCCCACAGCCCACAGCAAGGCCAGGUAGGAAAAGCCAGUGAGGUGAAGCUCCCACUUAUCAGCCCCCCAGUCCAGGAACAAGCCCAGCAGCACACCCCCAACCCACCCCAGGAAGAGGAGGCACCCACAGUCCAGCUCCCAACUAUUCCUGCUCCCUCCACGGAACCCCAGCUUCCUCAGAACACCGAGCCAAGGCCUGCUUCGAAGCCCGCAAGGGAAAAGAAAACUCCGAAAGUAGGCCGUGCCUCCAGUAAGAAGGUUCUAGAUCUGCAGGCCACACCCCACAGCCAGGGGCCCACUAAGCAGAAAGGAGCGAAGAAAAAAAACCUCAUGCAAAAAGAGACAGCUAAAGAGUCGCCACAGCAGAGAAAGAUGCCAGUUGGGAACUCUCAGACAGCCCCGCAGCUAGAAUCCCACGACAAGCCAACUCCAAGAAAUGAAUCCGACCCACUUGACUUCAGGUCUUCUCCGAGCCACACUGAACCAGUGCCAGCAGACCCCCAGAACCAGGAGAAAAACCACAAAGCACACAAGCCAAGAAAGAAGGCACAGACCAAUCCCACCCCUAAGGACGUGGCUCAGUCCACACACACAUCCCCUAAUGGAGAAAUGUCUGAAGGGUUACCUCAAGGAAAUGAAACUGCCCUCGGUGAGGAUCAGCCAACCAGAGAGGGUCAGCCCCCGCAGGACCCUGCCAAGUCUGCGCAGGAGGGUUCUGCUCCCGUGCUGCAUCCUGGGGAAAGGGAACAGGCUCAAAAAAGGGAAAAGUCUCAGAAGAGAGAGGUUGCGGGGAAGCCCGAAGGCGAGGAGAUUGCAGCCCCUAGCCAACUGCGGGUCAAAGAGACACAAGCCCAUAGGGACACCAGGGAGAACAGACAGAGCUAUGCCCAGAGGCACAGCAUACUUGUAUCGAAGCAGCAAUCCAAAGAAAAACGAACCCGAAAAAAUGGAGGUGUAGCACAGGACAGAAGUCCUGCUGCUCCCCAAAAUCAGGUGUCAGAGGAGGAUCAGGGUAGCCGGACAGGAAGACUGCGAGCCAGGGGCAGUCAGAGUAUCAAAGUGUGAGCCUUGGCUCCGGAGAAGCUAUGCUGUCAGUGGAUGCAAGUCCAACGGCUUCCUUCUGCAGCCACUGGUCAGCACCUUGAUUUGCGGGGUCCCAGAAGUCGUCGUAAUUCUGCUUCCCAUGGGACAGACUUGGGGGAAGACAGCUGGCUGGUUGCUGCCAGCGAUUCAGUCUAGAACACUUGAUGACUGGUGUCAUCAAAAGGUCCUCGUGUUCGACUACAAAUGUCAAUGGGAUUUCAUGGCGGAACCCAGGCAGAUUGCCAUCUUCCUUAGGAAAAUUCACUUCUAGAUUAGAAAUUUUCCUCGUGCUUUUUACAUUAUUGGAGGUGGGGUGGGGCUGCAGCAAAAGGAACUCUGCAAAAAGAAACCUUGCUGUUUUUAAGGAUUGCCAACCUGCAGUUCACUUGUGAGAGUGCAUCUCUGCAAGCCAGACAAUGGCCGAGCCAAGUGUUUGAGGUCUGCAUUGGUCUAUGUUAUGAAAAUUCCUUUUGUUUCUACAUUUUUCCAAAUGAAUACCUUCCUUCCGUCUUCAAAUAGGAAUCUCAUGGUCCAUGCCUUCCUCAUGCCACAGCAUCUGAUUGAAUCCCAAGAAAUCUGUGGGGAGAAAAUUCAGGGGAAUCAGUCUUCAUUUAUCUCUCCAUAUUAUUCUCUUCUAUUCCUGUCAAUGACUAAGGUGCAGCCAGGGCUAGCCUGUGGAAAGCUAUUAGCAGGAAGUAUGUGUACAUCUCAUAUAACCAAACUACCAGAAGGACACAGGUAGGUGGGGGCUCUCAGAGAAACAAGGGGUCAGCUAUUGAGCAUCACCAGGGGUCUCGUUAUCUUCUGGACCAAGCAAGAGCCUAGGACCCACAUCAAUUCUCAUUUCUGUUGUUCUCCAUGUUGGCUCCAUUCUUUGAACUACAGAUGGUUCAAAGCCAUUCUCUCUACAUAGCAGGGACAUGAACACGAACAACUCUGCAAUUACAUCCGGUGGCAUCUCUUACCUUUGUUAUAAAGACAUUAAUCUAAAUCAUCAUUAAUCCUAAUAUUUAAAAGAAAAUCCAAGGAAAGACCGAUUGCCUCUUUGAUCAAACAUUCAUUUCCAACCAACAACUCUGGCCUGGGCAUGGCUACCACCACCCAUAGCCCACUGGGUCCACUGCUCUAGAUGGAGACUUACAUUUCCAGAAGGAAGGAUAAUUGCAGUCAAGACAUCAGCCCUCAAUUCCACUCUUUAAAAAAAAAAUGUUAGAAGAUAACCAUGUAUACAGGAAUGUUCUGAAGCUAUGUUUACUGUCCCGUAUUUCAUCAUGUAGAGAAUGACUAGAGCCUGUGUCUUGUCUUAUACAAAAGCUAUGUGCCCACAAGCCUGUAUGACUAGCAAAUGUUAUGUCAAGUGCAAUAGAGGACAUCGAUAUUUUUUAAAUCGGGGAUGUAACGGAGCCUCUCAGCGAACAAGGCUGUUCUUGUAACUAUAAUAUUAGACGUUAUCUUCUGAUUUAUCUCCCUUCUCCAAGAUAAAAAGCUAUAGGAUGAUUUUUGAAAGUAAUUUAUGUUUAUUAAGUAAAUUCAUUCUCAAGUAAGCCUUUGUGGAGCACUUUCUCUGAGCCAGACAUAGUGAUGGUAGCUAGGUGUGGAGUAAGACGAUGCUGACAAAGACGUGUCUGACAAAGGUCCAUUCAAUUAGGUCCAUGUAAUUAGGGUACCCGGGAGCCCCAAAGCAUGCUGAGAUUUAUGUGGCACCCCAUAGAUAAGAAAACCUGUUGGUCUGCUUUUCUAGAUUGUAGUAAGAGUGCUCUCUGAGAAGGCCACAGAGUUCAGCCUACUAGAGCUGUCCCAGGAAACUCCAAGGAAAAGCCAAUGCCUCAGCUGAACCUGCAGGGCUGUAGAAUUGGUUGCGGAGAGAUGGGGUAGGGGAUGCUUCCUGUUGCCUAAAUACACAGGCAGGAGCAGCUAGUGUCUCCGAAGGACCCAGACGCCAGGUGACCUAUAGGCCUAUCUAACCCGUGCCAUAAGAAGGAGCUUGGGAAGCCACAUCUUGUAGCAGCAAAGGGAGGGCUGGAUGCUUCAAUGUGUACUUCAGAGAUAAAGUUAAGAAAAACAAUCCUGGAGGCAGAAUGACUGGUACAUCAUGGUGGGAGUCAGGACAGGGCAAGGCAAGGGCCUGAAAGAUGGCACUGGUGUCAGGGAAGGCCAAAUGCUCAUUUGGCUUAGCUGUGGAGGGGGUGGAUUAUAUAAGACAGCAAGUGAGGGGUUGCCUCCAUUUCUCUUUCCCUCCCUCCCUCCCUUCUUUCCUUUUUUUUGAGAGGGUGUCACUGUGUAGCCCUUCCUGGGCUAGAGCUUGCUAUAUAGACCAGGUGGACUUUGAACUCAGAGAGACCCACCUGUGUCUGCUUCCUGAGUGUUGGGAUUAAAGGGGUGCGCCCCGAUGUACCACUCAUUUUCUGGAUAUGGCAUUUGGGAUGCUGUAAGGAACCAGAGCCUCACCUGGUUAGCAGGCUUCAGAAUCACAUCAGGUGUCCUCUUUGGCUGCCGUUUGGAGGCCCUUGUUGCUGCCUUUUUCAUUCAUGUUGGAGUGGACACACUAAGCAAGUGUCUCUCUGCUGUAAGGAGGCUCUAGGCCCUGGUAUUCAUAAUAAUAAGAAAGGUUUGGGUUUUUUUUUCCUUUGUGCUUCUUUUAUUUCUGUGGUUUGAAGUUGUAUGCCUCAGACUCACUGCUGUUGGACAUUUUCAGAGGAGUGGGAAAGACUGAGGGGGUUUUGCGGCUAGUAUUGAUUACCUUGCUACAAGGAAAAAAUGUAAUUUUCAAUGCAGAGAAUAAAUAUUUAAAAUGAUCAUUUCUCCAUCUGCACCAACCGGCAAAGUUCACAUCGCCUCCAACUGGGUUUGUCACAAAAUGAUCUUUAGAGAGGAAAAGAAAAGCCAGGGUUGGCUUUAAAAGUCACUGUACUCGUAAUGACACCUUCUUAGGGAAGUCUGGCAUUUAGUGUUCAAAUGAUGAGGGCAUUCCCACCAGGUAUAAGAGCCUUCUGCACACAUGGAAAGAGCUGAGCUCCCACAAGACAGAGAAGGCACAAUCAUAGCUCACAAAAUAAGGGAGUAAAGGUUGUCCCAUAAGUGUGUCAGAAACAAUGUGGCCUCGUUGUAAAUUAAAACAGAACAGACUGUUUUGAUAGAUAGCAGGCUGGGACAUAUAAAACAGGUUAGGGUCUGUCCGGGUGAGGAAGUUGAUGAGCAUGCUUUUCUGAAGAACAGUUUUCCACUCUCUGUCAAAGAGUUACAGUUUGCACACUUUUAGUCUGAUCAUCUAGAUCCAAGGGUUACCAUGAAGGAAUGUACACGAGAAUGUUCAUAUCAAAUUUUAUAAUGAAGGUUAGAAAUACUCUAUGUAAUAGAAUUUUUGAAAUACAUUUACAACAUAGACAUCUGCCUUAUGUUGCCGUUAUAACCAUGUAGAAUAUUUAUUUGAAAAACAGUGUUCAUUACAUAUGAGGGAGAAAGAGGGCAAAGAAGGUACAGUCAACUUGGCUCUUGUGUUAGCUCCAAAAUACUAAGUUGUGGCAAUUUUUUUCUCUCAUUCAUGUUUUUGGUACUGUCUAAAUUUUCUGCCAUGUCUAUUUAGUAUAUUUCAAUUUGAUAUAAUAAGGAACUUUCUAAGAGUCCAAGGUGACCUGCAGAGAAACAGAAUGGCCUCCUCCGGGCGUCAGAUGUAUCACCUUACGAAAAAGCUUCUAUCUGGGGUGAUUUUAUAGUAUGGAUGGAGCCUGGUUUUCUUUAUGAUCUAUGAUCCACUUAGAACAACUGGUCUACUUGUUGGUUAUGAAGAAUCCAGAUGCCUUUUUCAUUAAGUAGAGUGUUUUUGUAGUAGAAAAUGAAAUGUUCUUAGUCUCCAUUAGCUCCCUGGCCUAAAGAAUGUUUUUGGAGCAAGUUCCAUAGAUAUAAGUAUAUUUCACAGUAUCACAACCCAGUAAACACAACUACAUAAAGGAAAUAAAGUAUUCUAAGACACCCUUCAUAGGCGAUGGACUCGUAUUUUCUAUGGUGUUGAGUUUAAAUUUUCUAAAUGCAGUAGGUUGUGGCCUACUAAAUCAAUUUCACAGUGUAGUCUGCACAUUGUAGUCUUUCACGCUGUAGUCCAGUUCCUGGGGCCUGCUUGCCAGGUCUCCUGCUUUCUCUGUCUCCCUUCAGGUUGGCUGGAUAGUCUUGCCUCACCUCAUACUGAGUUCUCGGGGAGCAGGAGCUGGCUUUCUGGCAGUUAUACCUUUUGUUAUUGUUGGCAUCAGCCUGAAUAUAUCCAAGCUUCCUAUACAUAGCUAUAAGCUCUUAUAUAAAGCUUACAAAACACUUCAAAACAUUCGUUAUCAAUGGUGAUGCUACCACUAAAUAGUCAGUCCCCAUGCCCUCUGCGCCAUGACAACCCUAUAAACAACACUGUUACAGUAAAGGAGCCUCCGAGUUCCUCUUCUGGUCACUGAGCUGUUGAUACGGUAUCCAGCACAGUUUACCCAUAAGUGAAUCUACGUGUGUGGUAGGGUUUGAAAUAGUGGUUUUGUGUUGACUAAGUAUCCAGAGAAGAGAGCAAAUGCCUGCCCCUCUUUCUGUGUGCUGAUAGCUAAUGUUAGCUGAUAGCUAAUGCAGACCGCUAGGCUUAAGGCCUACUGUGGUGACAACACGUGAUAUCAGUCAUGAGCAUCAAAAUGAUGCUAAUGAUUGUAACCUUAGAAACUCUCAAUUACAAAUGACACUGAAUGUCAAAACCAUCCCUGGAAACUUGAGGCACAGUACAAUACAGUCAGGAGUGAGGGAGGGAGUGUACUGAAAGCGCCCAGAACAACAUCUGCUACAUGGUUAGUACUGAGAUGAGCGUUCGUUAGCACUAACACGUAAACAGCAAAAGAAUAUUACAUUCGAUCAUGAAUUAGAACAGGACAAUGUAUCCUGUUUAAGUGGAAGUGUUUGUUAAGUGAAACAAUCUUCCCUGAAAAUCCCUUUAUGACUUCAGCCUUGUCUAAAUUAAAGAGCUUAGACAAAACUAGGAUGAUACUAGAAAAAUGAUACUUCAGUAUAAUAUUCCUAAGAUAGAGGGCUUCUUCAGUGGGCAUUCACAGGCAACCUGCCACUGCAGAAGACAGGGAUGGGGGCAUCAAAUUGGAGCCAAUGGUGAAUCUCCUUGUGGUAUACACACCAAACACUUAGGAUAACAGCUGGCCUAUGUAGUACACGCUCAAUAAAUGCUAUCUGUUCUUUUUAUUGUUACCUUGUUGAUGAUAUCAAAUAUAUUUUACUGUAUAGAGAGCAAAUGCUUGCCUCCUCACCAUUACGUGUCUGGGUAAUAGCUGUUUUGUUUUCUCUUUGUGGUGGCUUUUACUCCUGGAUCUACGAACCCUCAGUUUCCAAGAACAAAGCUAAACAUCCAAGUGGAGAAAGGCAGAAAAGCCUUUGCUGGGGAAAGCGAGCGAUAAAAUAGUGCCUAAGAGAAAAUUGUUCCUAAAGCUGAGUUGGGCCAGGCGCAGCAGUAUGACCCUGGCUCCCAGCUACUCAAGAGGCUGAGGAAAGAGGGUCCCUUAAAUCAAGGGAGGUUAGCAACAAGGCAUUCCCUUUCAGAUGCGGCAGUGUGGGGCAUCAGAAAUGUUUACUCAGAUAUAUUGGUCAAAGGAAAGGAAACUUUAGGCCUGCAUUAAAGCUCCCUGUGGGUUUCUGUCCCCUCCUGCCUGUCACUGCUAGCUCCCCCUGACUCCAGUUUCCCAUAUACUACAGAUCUUAUAAACCAACCUUCCCCUCUUGACAUUUGCCCUGCCGCCCCAUAGUUUAUUUCCUUCAAAGCAUCCACUAACAACUUUAUGAUAAACUUACUCAUUUUGUAAAACGUUCUGUCAUUAUCGUACAUUUUAAUUGGAACAUUCUGGAUUCAGUAUCUGAAUGCUGGCUUGUUGGUUGAACGCCAUUGAAGACAUUACAAAAUAUAAAGUCUGGAAGAAAGAAAAGGUUUUGAACUUCAUUUUCUCUGUAUAUGAAUAUAUUUUCGCAUGCGUCUUUUUCCUGGUGUGGAGUCUGUUUCUGUUUAAAUAGCUAGCUAUCCCUUUGAUUGGACACCGAAGAAUAGAGCACCUCACUGUUCGCAUAUUUUAGCAAAUGUAUUCAUUUUGCCAUUGCAACAUGAACAUUAUUACUCUAUUUCCUUGGAUUUAUGAGAUUGCUUUCUUUGUACAUAGGAUCUUAUUUUGCUAUGGAAAAUUAUCAUGGGCAUUAUAUGAAAUGAUUUUUCUACUUCUUAUUAUUCCUUUCUUAGUACACAAAUAGACAUGAUGUUUUUUGAGAUGCAAUUCUGCCUUGGAAAAAUAGCUUCUUUUGGUACCUUCAGUUUUGUGGAAAUACUCCCUAAUGAACCCAAUGUUUUUCAUUUCCCACCACAAAUUGUGUAGCAGUUCUAUUAGAAAUAAAUACUUUACAUUCUAUAGCACAUUAUUAUGUUUUAAUUUGUCAUGAGUCAUUUUCAAGCUUGUAUAUUUCAUGAUGUAUAUUUCUAUGCAUAUUUCUUGUAAAGGGUUGUGGGAGUUUACUUGUGUGUAUGUAUUAAUCGUGGCAGGGGUAAAUUACUCUUAGUUAAAAUAAAAUAAAACUGCAUGUUUUUAGAGCCUUCUUUGCAUGGGAGGAAGAAAAUGAAUACUUUUGAAGUCGUUGGGUACUGCAAAUUUUUUUUUUCUUUCUGAAAACUGGAGCCUAUUUCCCAAGUCAUCCAUUUCCAGAGACUGUUCCUUUGGAAGAGAGAACUGGUUAACGUACAACUCCUUUUCACACUUUUAUUUAGCUAUUCACAGAGUCUCCUUUGGAAGAAUGACGAGCCUCGUGUAAGUCGUCUGACUACCAGAGAAACACUGGUUAAUAAGCUGCAGCGUUCACUGGUCAUAUUAUUCACAGCCUGGUUGCCACGAGGCAAUUGAAUUGUCCUUACUGACCUGCGUGAUUGCCUGUGCGACCCCAUCCUUAACAAAUAGGCCGGUUUCUCCUGCCCUGUGUGUGAACUACCCUAGGUAGCCUGUGUGGUGCACUGGUAAGCAUGCACGCACAUGAUUUGUUCCUAGAUGGUUUGUCUCUACUGUAUGUGAUGAUCAGACUGGAUUCUGUGCUUAUUCCUUUAAGAUGCAUUGUGCAAAUAGUAUUUAAGUCGUUUAACUUCAAAGGAAUGUGUCUACAUACAAGGUGUAAGUCAUUUAAGAUAAUGUGGAACUACAUUCCAGUUAUUUCCAUAUCUUUCUGCAUUGCCCUGCAUCUGGUAAUGAUCCUAUCCAUAAAGCAACUUUAAAAUCCACCACGCUCCAUUAAACGCAUUUACGCUUCACCGUAGGCAAUUAAAUAAAUUUAACUGGCCUAUAUAAA